UGAAUGAAGAACCUUAUAAAAGGCACUCACUCACUACAUAAACCUUUGUGAUAAACACUAGCACUAGCAACUCCACCACCAGCAUGCCAUUAUAAAAAGCCACAUAGAAAAAGUUUGGCCUCCAAGAACCCUUUCCUUCACUUCACACCCAAAUUCACAACCAAAUUCAUUCAUUCAUUCAUUAUCAGAUUCGAGCAGAGCAAGAACUCCGGUGGUGAUUCGAAAGAUGUGGCGUGGGCUGGCAACAAUGAGGCAAAAUCUCCAGAACAUAAGGAAGAGCCCCAGAGUAGCAGAUGAGAGCAUGGUGAUUGGAGGUGGGAACCUAGCAGAACUGCCAAUUUUUGCAGGACAUGGUCAUCAACAUCAAAUGGAUAGAAGAUCUUCAUCGCGCGUACGUUGGAUUAAGGGGUUUUCGGUGUUGUACAGUGUUGUGCUUGUGCCAUUUUCUGCUCUCUCUUGCUUUUCUCAACCUGAUCAUGUUCAUGGUGCUGAUGGGGUCUGGGCAUCUGGUGAAUUUGCCCAGAUAACAGAGAUGAAUCACCUCAUGGUAAGUGACAGCAUGCGCUAUGCCAUCUUGAUGUAAAAAAAUAAAAAAGAAGAAGAAAAUCAAUUUAAGUUAAUUAUAACAAUUGUAGCAGAUCUUGUUUUUGCA
Messenger RNA from Prunus dulcis (almond), 652 nucleotides. RefSeq lists its product as uncharacterized. The transcript has a single exon. The record is from RefSeq and is a predicted model, not a curated record. NCBI's taxonomy places the organism in Eukaryota, Viridiplantae, Streptophyta, Magnoliopsida, Rosales, Rosaceae. The coding region runs from base 227 to 583 and encodes 118 amino acids.